Messenger RNA from Motacilla alba alba, 3277 nucleotides. RefSeq names its product FUN14 domain containing 2 (gene FUNDC2). The transcript has 5 exons. The record is from RefSeq and is a predicted model, not a curated record. Bases 126 to 584 code for a protein of 152 amino acids. Gene Ontology annotation, cellular component: mitochondrial outer membrane. Lineage: Eukaryota; Metazoa; Chordata; Aves; Passeriformes; Motacillidae. Gene Ontology annotation, biological process: autophagy of mitochondrion.
UCCCUCUCUCCCGCCGUCCCUCUCUCCCGCCGUCCCUCUCUCCCGCUCCCUCUCCCCUCGCCCCGCUGUCGCGCGCUCCCGGUGACGCGCGCCGUGCCCGCGCCUGCGCGUAGCGCAGCGGCGUCAUGGCGGUGCCGGGCGGAGGUGCGAAGGACGACACAUUCAACGUGCUGGACCUGGCGGAGUACACCAAGAACCGGCCCUGGUGGCGCAAGAUGUUCGCCCCAAGCUCGGGGUCGAGCGCUGAGAAGUACAAUGUGGCCACGCAGCUGGUGAUCGGAGGGGUCACGGGAUGGUGUACUGGAUUCAUCUUCCAGAAAGUUGGAAAGCUGGCAGCGACAGCAGUGGGAGGAGGCUUUUUCCUACUUCAGAUUGCAAACCACACGGGAUAUAUCAAGGUGGACUGGAACCUAAUACAACGGGACAUGAACAAAGCCAAGCAGCAGCUGAAAUUUCACACCAGUGGUAAUAAUAUGCCUCCAGAAGUGAAAAGCCGAGUGGAUGAGGUGGUCAUAUUUCUGAAGAAGAAUGCUAUCCUGACUGGAGGGUUUGCCGGAGGAUUCAUGCUUGGAAUGGCAUCCUAGAAGCUGCACUCUCCUCUUGUGCCCAACCUCCCCUCCCCUCCUCUACUGCUGUUAUCUCUCACUUAGAAGUCAAAGGAUGUUGCCAACAGACUCAGUCCCAUCUGCUCACAGGUUCCAGCCCUUAUUUCUUACAACGCUGCUUCUGAUUUCCACCUUUUUCUUCUGUCUGGGCUCUUGGUGUGCUGGGGUUGGUCUGGAAGCUUACAACUCCCAGUGUAUCAUGAUUUCCCACCAAAUACGCCCAGACUCAAAUUUUCCGAUGAGUUUCGACUUCAUAAAAAUGUAGUGGCAGAGAAACCUCUUAAAUGUGCUUCUUCCAGGUGCUCAGGACUGUUACAUGUACCUUUGUCUGCCAGUAUAUGUGUCAAACUCUUCACCACUCUGUAUGUGUCAGCUCUUCACCACGAUUUAGCUUUCAGUAUUCCUGUCCUGGUACCUGGAACACCUCUGCUUCCCUCUGCACAGAGUUGAUCUGUGCAGUCCAGAAUGUGGUUGACUAUCCUGGGGUGGAUGCAGAAGUCUCAAAGAACAGCCUGAGCUGUAUCCAGGACAGGGGAGUAGGGAUUUUCCUGCCCUCCCCCUGCUGUUUCACUGCACAUAGAUGGCCAUUUGGCUUUGUCUCUGCUGGUAUCCUCCCCCACACUGGAAUUGCAGCACUGGCACUGCUGAUGGGAACUGAGCACUGAGGCUGACUCUCCAGGCCCUUUCCUCAUCAUGUGUUCUGAAAGUCACCAAGUUCUGUUCUGUAGAACCACCUGAUUGCUCAGCCUUUGAGGCUCUCUCCUGCUUCCAGCAGGCCCAGCCUGCUGUGUCAGAUGGGGGCAUUUCAGCUGUGCCACCUACUGUAAAUCACUCUGGGCCUCUGACUGGGGUUUCCAUGUCUGCCACAGCCUUCUCUGGUCACUUUGGCAUUGAUGAUGCUCCUUGAGCUGUAACCAUGUGGGACAGGAUUGUAGACAGGAAAUGCAUCCCUGCUUAGAGUACACUCUACUGGUCCAGGUCCCUUUUGCCAGCUGUACUGGAGAAAGGGGGAUGGUGUGAAAUCUGGAGUGCAGUCCUUUACUUGCCUCUGAAGAGCACAAAUUCCUUCUACCUGGUCUCUGCAAGCAACUGAAAUGACAAAACUUUAGUGAAAACCACACCAUGCUCUUGUGAGAACAGUUCAUUUGCAUAUUUCUGCCUCAGUUAUGUUCCUUCUUUGUGUUUGCCAUUUCCACAAGAAAAGCUGUUUGCUUAAUUCCAUCAGCUGCAGCCCUUCUCCUGCAGGAGAUGAGGCAACCCAGGUGUGGAGCUCAGCUGUUUUUGGACAGUCUGACUCAGUGCACUUGUGUGCACUACAAGCAAACAUCCCCCAGGGUAUUCUGCAGGCACAGAGACUCGUCUGACAACGUGGUGAUGUCCUCCAGCAGGUAUAGGUUGGAGUUCUUGCCCAGAAUGUGGGAUUUUAUGUGCAAGUCAGCUCAUGCUUCAAUGGGAAACAUGGUAGGGAGCAAUGACACUCAUGGCUGGGUGGCUUGCAGCACCUGGCUCAGCAGCUGCACCCCAUUUCCAGUGCUGUGCAAAGGCUUUGUGAUCUGCUGCUCUCAGUAUGGCUGGAAAAGGGAUCUUCCCCUGAGAGCUGCUGGCAGAGCUGAAAUGGUGGGUUCUUCCACCACAGGGUUUGGAAUGAGCACUUGCAGUUGGUAAUUUUAUUUCAGCUCUGCUGAUUAAAGUGUCCAUAUAGCACCACAUUGAUUAAGCUGAGGUUUUCCUCACCUUCAGGAUCUGAAAAGAGGCUGCAGGUAAUCAGGAGAUAGAAGUUGCUGUCUUUGCUCCUGUCCUGCCAUACAUGGCCAAGGAGAAUGAAGGAGCAGCUGGGCUCACAUCCUUUAACAAUGGCCUUCCUAAAGGCCAUCCUGGACUGCAGGAGUGAUGGGAUGCAGCAAAUAGGUCUUCAAUAAAUUGAAAUGUUUAGCAGUGGAGUUACAGGUGGUGGGGUUUUUGGGGAUUUGGUUUGUUUUUCUGUAGGAUCUGCAGAUGGGAGCAUGCAUAAAUAGAUACACUGUUCUUGGAGGGUAUCUCUGGUUCCUGUAGAACAACAGCAUUGCUGCUCUUUGGCUGGGUGGGCUGCAGAACACAACUCCUUCUGAGAUGCACUGAUCUCCAAAAAGCUGUCUCCAAUGACAAAGCUCAAAGCAAAUCAUUAACCGACCUUGAAGAUAUUUUUCAGGCUCAAGUAAGUCACUACUUCUGCCCAGCCCUAGGUGGGGCGAGCUCUGCUUAUGUCCCAGUUUGAUGCUACAAAGAGAAAUGGCCCAGAGAGGGAGCUAAAAUGCUGCUGAAAAGGGAAACAACAGAUUUAUGCUGAGUUUGAUGUGAAUGUAGGCAGGGAAUGGACAAGGACAUCAGGAUGUGGCAAAUCUUUCUGCUGUGCUGAUGUUGAGCUCGUGGCUGGCACUGUUUGAUGCUGUGGGGCAACACUGGAAGCUUUGAUGCUGGAUCAGUCUCUGUGGGGAUGCAUUUUCAUUGCUGCAGGUGCCAAGAUGAGGUGUCCCUUCCCCUCCCCACUCCUGCUCCUUUUAGUGUUGUUUCAACAACUUCUGACAUCUGUUACACUCUGAGAAGAUUUCAAACACAUUAAGCUUUUAAAGUGGUUUUAUAUUGUAUGUAAAUGCUUGUUGAAGUGAUAUUUUAUUAAACAGUUUUGCUCUAAA